Molecule: messenger RNA, 10362 nt
Organism: Neocloeon triangulifer
Lineage: Eukaryota; Metazoa; Arthropoda; Insecta; Ephemeroptera; Baetidae
Product: dynein axonemal heavy chain 3-like
Exons: 30
Coding region: 1-10314 (3437 amino acids)
Biological process (GO): microtubule-based movement
Cellular component (GO): dynein complex
Molecular function (GO): dynein intermediate chain binding; minus-end-directed microtubule motor activity; ATP binding
Source: RefSeq, a predicted model, not a curated record
AUGAGUGCCGCGCAAGAACGUGUGCCUCAGUUUCUGGUCACGCUGGACGACGUCGAGUCGGACGACGUCUACGAGGCGGCUCGGCAGUGGCGGGAAAGCGCCGAACGCCGCGCCGACGACCUGCGGAGAGGUUGGGCGCAAGAGGCGCGCAGUAGUGCCCAACGCGACCAGCGCCUCACUCGCCUUGUCGAUCUGCUGGUGCGCGUGCAGAUCUCGCAGAUGGUUCGCAGGAGUGCAUGCCGACUUCUGCAAGUUCUGGACACGCGGCCGCACGUCAUCGUGGUCAACGCGGAGAUGAACAGUACGGAACCGUCCGAGUCCGACCUCUGCUGCGCCUUUGAAUCAUUUGUCACAGCGAUUUGUCGCUGUUGUCAUGGAAUGUUAGUUGAGGACGAUUUAAAUUACGAAACGCAGACAAAAGCCCAAUUGUCCCGCAUUCUGGAACGCUACCUUUCGGCCCCGCGUGUCCACCUGGCCGUUCUCCACACCAGAUUUGAGCCUUUGACCUCCGAAGCCACGUUGGUGGAGGACGAUUUUGAGGCUCUGAGGGCACGGGUUGCUUUUCUCCAGCACUGCUUGUCAACCGUUCUGGAAGAGCCUCCAGAAGAGGUCAGCGACCUGAUCGUGUUGCGCAAGGAAGGUUUGCUGGAGGAGCUCGAGAGAAUCGCCAAGGGCGCCAUCCAGUCGGUGGUGUCGCGGAUGGAACGUCUGCACCAACGAGACGCACUCGGCAUUUGCCGUGCCUUUCGUGAAAUUGCGGCUCGUGCCUCGGCGGCGCCCGCAUCCACGGCCGAACUGAUGGCGGCGCAGGAUUUCCUGAGUGUCGCGCAGAGGGACACUAUCGGCGAGCUGGAAGGACGGAUCGCCCGACUGACGGCCAGGAUGGCCCAACUGAUGCGACUGCGGUUCCUCUCCACCGAACACUGCGCCCUCAACACAGAAGCGCUUCGAUGGCUGUCUGAAAUUGGACCUUGCUUUGUUCAGAGUGAAGUAUUUUUCGAGCAGCAAAGGACAGAUUUUGAGCGGCUCCUGCAACAACGCACCGACCAGUUGAACCGCAAACUGGAGGAAGCGAUGCCUCGGCUGGCGCUCGUCAACGACAUGCGUCUUCUGGAAAGGGUUGACACUUACUUGGAGGAAACGCGGAAGCUUCGCCGCCGAUUGCUGGAGUUUGAGGAAGAAGCCGACUGGAUCAACUCUGAGGAGGCGCUUUUCCGAUUCCCUCUGUCAACCUACCCAGAACUGGAUGAACUCAAAAACUGUCUCUUGCCUGUCUGGGGACUGCUGUGCCUUUGUCGAUCGUGGCGAACUACCCUGUACAAGUGGAUGGACGGCGCAUUUGAUGAGCUGGACGCCGAAUCAAUUCAAGACACCACAAACAAAAUGCUCCAGAAAACUGAGGAAACCCAGCAACAAUUUCGCGUCAUGAUAAAGCAACAAAUCGCUGACAAUAAUCCUCGGCGCCUUAAAGGAACUCUGGACGAUCCUGGAAACCUCCCCGCACCCCUUCAAUUGUGCCAACAACUCUUGGAGGACAUAAAACAAUUCAAGUCCCAGUUGGUCCUGGUCAGAGUUAUCUGCAAUCGGUGCCUCUUUCAGCGUCACUGGGUUGAAAUCAGCACCCUUCUGAAGGUCGAAGUUUGUCCUGACGCCGGCGCCAGUUUGAGGAAAAUGCUGAAAUUACCUUUCACACCUGAACUCCUCCAAAAAUGUGAGGUGAUCAGUUUUGGCGCAACAAAGGAAUUGGCUCUUCAGGACGAACUGGCCCAAAUGCAAGAUGAGUGGGAAAAGGUCAAUUUCAGGCUUUUCAGCGACCCUGAGCGAGGCUGCAGUCUUUUGACCGAUUUGGAUGACCUGCAAGCGUUGCUCGCCUCGGCCAUUCUGAGGACGCAGGCGAUGCGAGGGUCAGCGUUCGCCAAACCGCACGCAGUGGAGUUGCGUGCGUGGUACGCCAAACUGAGUCGCGCCGCCGCCACCCUGACCACUUGGGCCUUGGUGCAGGAGCAGUGGCGGCACUUGUCCCCAAUUUUCAAGUGCUGCGACGACGCGGCGAGGUUUAUGCCAACGGAAGCUCAACUUUUUGCACUGGUUGAUGCAACUGUGCGAGAUUUGGCACACAGAGCCGACAGUGACCCUUGCGUGAUGCACUUGGCGGGAGGUCCUGUCGCUUUGAAGGAACUGACUGAAUGCGCCGAGCGCCUAAACGCCGUCAACCAGGCCGUGGUGCGCUACCUCGGCGUCAAAAGACGCGCCUUUCCUCGCUUUUUCUUCCUCAGCAAUGAGGAACUUUUAUCCGUGCUCUCGGCGGCUCCCCAUUUGGACCGAGUGGCCGCUCUGUGCAUUUUCAAAAUAUUCGAAGCGGCGAAAGGCGCCGAGUUUGACGAGGAGGAACGACUGAUUUGUUUGACCGGGCAAGAGACGCUCGAGGUGGAACCGGUGCCGCCGGGUCCGGUUGAGCAAUGGUUUGCUGCCGUUGAAGUGGCCAUCGCAGAAGCGAUGAAGAGGAAAUUUGAUGAGAUUCAUUGGAAGAAGAGAAAAACACUCGAGGGCCUUUUGCAGUUGGUUUUGGUGGCGGCCGCCGCUUCGUGGACCAAAGACGUGGAAAGUUCAAUGCGAUGGCCGAAAAAAAUGGAGUAUGUUGAAAUACUGAAUGGUGAAAUGAAAGAAGAAAUCUCUUCUGAGGAAAGAAAAAAAGUUUCUUAUCUUCUAAUGACAAAUUUGCACUACUUGGAGGUGGUGCAAAAACUGAGACAAGAUUCAAUUAGCAAAGCGAGUGACUUCCAGUGGCUCUCACAAAUCAGGUUUUAUUACGACAAAGAGAAAAAUCUGGAAGGCCGUCUCAUGUUCUCGAAUUAUCAGUACGGCUGGGAGUUUUUGAGCGGUCCCUAUUUAGUGCUCACGCCACCAACCUUACGUUGUUACCGAGCCCUGGUGGCGGCGCAUCAAAUGGGAGCUUUUUUGAACCUCCAGGGACCGGCGUGCAGUGGCAAAAGCUGCACUUUUUUAGGCUUGGCCGCGCAAUUCGGCCGAUUCAAAAUUUCAAUUACGUGUUCCGUGGCUACAAAUGAACUGACGCUGUUGAGAGUUCUCCAAGGCAGUGCCGGCUGCGGCGCGUGGUGCCUGCUCGACGAGGUGCAUCAACUAACCGCCGAAGUGCUUUCGGUUACUGCCCAGCACGUGCUGGAUCUGUCAAUGGCCUGCGAGGCUGAUGCACCGCAACUUUGCCUGCAGGGUCGGCAGCCUGUGCCUUUGGCCCGCCCGUCCUGCCUUUUGUGCGUUACUUCGCAACAGCCUCUGCGCGCUCAAGUCCCAAACAAUUUCAAAAGCUUGUUCAGACCGUGGACCUUGCGCGAACCAGAUGUGUGCAGUUUGGUUGAAAUAAAACUGCGAGCAGCCGCAAUCGAAAAUGCAAAAGAAAAUGCUGUCUGGCUCACAACAGCUCUGAAAGUGGCGCAACAGAGAUUGGGCGUCCGCGAAAAUUUUGGUGUGCAGGCUGCGAUGCAAGCAGUGAGCCUGCUAAUUUCCGAAAACAUUCCCCUGCAUUUAGCUUUGGGAAAAAUUUUGCUCCCCGGCGUUUCUGCGGAGGAGCGUCCAAUUUUGCAGAGUGUCCUGAAAGACACCUUCCUCUCGCAGAUCGACUUUCGCGAGGCUGAUUUGCAGCAGUCGCUUUUGAACAGCAAGGGGCUAAUCGUCACUGGCCCUCCUGGAUCAGGAAAAACCACCGCAAUUAAAAAGGCGGCCGGCGAGAAUCAAAUCGAAUUAAUUUGUCCUUUGGCUCUCGAUUUUGAGCGACUUUUUGGACACCUGAAUAAAGGUGAGUGGCACGACGGGGUGGUGACCAGUGCCAUCAGGACUGGCACCAAGUGGCUGCUUUUCGACGGACCUCUUGAGCCUUGGUGGGUCGAGAAUUUGCAAUCAGCCAUGGAUGACCCGGCCAAAUUAAAUUUGGCCUCCGGAGAAGCUCUUUACGUUCGAAGUAAUGUGAAAAUUAUUUUCGAAACGCAGGAUUUACGACAGGCAUCUCCAGGACUUUUGGGACGCUGUCAGUGUGUAUUUUUCGGAGAAAUUUCGUGGAAGGUUGUAGUCGACACAUGGCUUGAAAAUAGCAAAGAAGAGUUGUGGGCCAAGCAGGAAGGCACUUUAGUAAAAGAGAUUUUGAACUGGAUCGUUCCGCCUUGUGUCGAAUUCACUGACCAAUUCAAACCCAUCAUUAGUCCUAGCGGUCUCGUGGAUACAUUGAUUUCCAUUUUCGCGAUGUACUUAAAAGAGCCCUGCCAAGAUCCGGAGGCGGCCAAACACGUCCGAGCGUGGCUCCAGGCAGCUCUGAUGCUCUCCGGAGCCUGGGCCUUCAGUGGGCCCCUACUGAAACCCCAAAGGGAACUUUUUGACGAGUUUUACAAAAAUCUAUGGCGUGGUAAUCAAAGAUUAAGUACUGAUUACCCUGUACCGGCGUGUAUGGAAGGAAAAGUGGACGUGGCAGUGCCCGGUGAGGGCGUUUUGCUUGACCACAGUUUCGUCUUCAGGUUCAAGGGUAGCUGGAAGUACUGGCCUGAUAUCUUGAGAGCUAUGAAAUUGGAUGAUCAAGCGGAAAUGUUCAAAACAGUCAUUCCGACGAUUGACACGGAACGCUUAAGUCAUUUAAUGCAACUGCAUGUUCAGCACGGCCGACCGUUAAUGUUAAGAGGCCCAAAAGACUCAGGAAAGAGUUGUUUGCUGCACCAUUUCGCUCUGGAACGUCUGAAUUCGAGCCAAAACCAAGCGAUUUUGGUCCGUUUGACGCACGGCGCCGACGCUCCGCUGCUGCAGUCAGAGCUGAGCACCAACCUAAGUCGCAGCUCGCACGGUCUCGGCCCUGCCGCCGGUUGCAAACGCUGCGUCAUUUUGGUCGACGACGUUGGCACGGCGCACAGCCUCGGCCCGCAAGAGUUGCUGCGCCAAGUGGUGGACCACUCGACGCUGCACGAGUCGGCGACCAGCGUCAAGUUGAACCACGUCCUCACCCUGGGGGCGUUGGACGAGACGCGAGAGGUCACCCCGCGACUGCUGCGACACUUCAGCGUGCUCUGCGUUGGCCCCAUGAGCGAGGAAAGCGCCUCGCGCAUUUUUGGAUCAUUGAUGGGCGCCACCCUCAAGCGAAACGGAUUUGCGUCAGACGUGGCUGCAUUUGUGACCGCCGCCGUUCAGUCAACCCUGGACGUCGUCCACGGAUCCGCGAGUCUGCUGCGCCCGUGGAGGCCACACUACGCGGUGGGAACAGCCGAGGCUCAGCGCAUCAUCCUCGGGUGUUCGCAAAUCCUGAAAGAAGACGCGGACAACAAGCGCGCCCUGGUGCGUCUUUGGUGCCACGAGGUGCAACGCAGCGUAGGCGACAGACUGAGUGCCUCGGAAGAACGGCAGAUUUUGCAAUCGCUGGUCGAGGCCGCGGUCAAGGACAACUUCAAGGAGCAGCCUGGACUUGCGGUGGAGCAAAAGUUGUUCGGAAGAUUGCUGACUGGACGAUAUAUUGAAUCAGACAGAUCCAAAUUUGAAGCCAGAGCUAGUAAAUGUGUUGAGGGUUUGGGAGAAGACAUUGUACUCUUUCCAGAAGCUGUUGAUCUUUUGGCCAGGGUGUGUCGUCUGCUACAAAUGCCGCAAGGAAACGCGCUGCUUUUGGGUCCUUCAGGCCGCGGCCGACGCACUUUGAGCCGCCUUGCAAGUCACAUGGUUGGAUACGAGUUGAUUCAACCUAAAGCAGGUUUUGAGAGUUGGCGGAACUUGCUGAAGGCGGCAAUGAGGAGGUCGGGUGCGGACGACAAAGACACCGUCCUUCUCGUUGGAGAGGAAGUUUUGGCUGAAGAAAGGUUUUUGGAAGGCGCACACUGCGUUCUGAGCGCAGGCGACGUUCCAGGGCUCUUCAGCACGGAGGAGCGCCAGGAAAUCAUGGAAACGGUCAUGCUGGACGCGCAAGGUGGACAAAGAACGGUUGACCUUGUGCCUUUGCAGGUAUUUGAGUUCUUUGCGUGUCGCUGCCGUAAACGUUUGCACUGGAUGAUUUGUCUGGAUCCGUCGGACAAACGUUUUCGGACCCGGCUGCAGCGCUACCCGGCGCUUCUGACGCAAUGCACCCCUGUGUGGUUCACCGAGUGGCCCGAAGAAGCGUUGGAGCGAAUUUCGCAGCGCCACUUAAAGGAGCAGAGCCCGGCGGCCGUGGUGGCCGUUUGCCGGCGGCUGCACCAGGCGGCCAGACGGUACGUGCAGGUGAACGCGGCCAACUUUGCAGAGUUGCUGCAGCUGCUGGACUCGGUGACGGCUGAGCGCAAGGAGCGAAUCCUCGACGACCGCCAACGCUACCUCACCGGACUGGAAAAACUGCAGCUGGCCGCCGAGCAGGUGCAGCGCAUCCAGGAGGAACUGUGCGGCCUGCAGCCCCGACUGGCAGAGGCGGCCGCCGAGACCAGGGAGAUGCUGGCCGUCAUCGAGACCGAGACGCGCAAAGUGAGCGAGGCGUCGCUCCUUGUGCGAAGCGACGAGGCCGUGGCAAACUCGCAGGCGGCCGCCGCGCAGGAGCUCAAGAGCGAGUGCGAAACCGAACUCGCGCAGGCCAUUCCCAUUCUCGAAGAUGCCGUGGCGGCCCUAAACACUCUAAAACCAUCGGACAUCACACUUGUGAAGUCAAUGAAAAAUCCGCCCGAACCAAUCAAGUUGGUGAUGGCCGCCGUCUGCGUCAUCCGGAACAUAAAACCCGAUAGACUAAAUGACGCGUCUACAGGAAGAAAGAUUUUGGACUAUUGGGGCCCGAGCAAAAAGCUACUUGGAGACAUCGCCUUUCUCCAGCAGCUGAAAGACUUUGACAAAGACAACAUCCCGCCCUCCGUGAUGGCCAAAAUCCGCAAGGACUUCAUUCCGCACCCUGACUUUCGGCCGGAGGUGGUGACGAACGCGUCGAGCGCCGCCGAGGGUCUGUGCAAGUGGGUGCGUGCCAUGGACAUGUACGACGCCGUGGCCAAAGAGGUGGCCCCGAAAAAAGCCAAACUGGAAAUCGCCCAGCAGGAAUACGCGGCCACUCUGGCCGUACUUGAGGAAAAACGGGCGCAGGUCCGUCGACUGGAAAAACAACUGGCCGAGCUGAGGUCGCAAUUUGACGCAGCAAACUCGCACAAACUUACUUUAGAAUCAGAAUUCCAGGCCUGUGAACGAAAAUUAGCGCGAGCUGAAAAACUGAUCGGCGGUUUGAGUGGCGAGCGUCAACGCUGGGCCUCAACAGCAUCUUCUUUAGAUGAUUCGCUCAAGUGCUUGGAGGGCGACGCGUUGUUGGGCAGCGCGACCGCGACAUAUUUGGGUCCGCUGAAGGCGAAGCGUCGCGCGUCGUGCAUCGGCGAGUGGCUCGCGUUGCUGGCCGAGGAAGGUGUCGCGAGUUCGGCAGACCUGGACGUGACGCUGGUGCUCAGCUCGGAGAUGGAAAUCGAGGCGUGGCACAUCGGCGGUUUGCAGCGCGACGCCGCGUCGACACAGAGCGCCGUCAUCGCGCGCCACGCGCUGCGUCCGUGCGUGUGUCGCGAUCCGCAAAGGCAGGCGAACGCGUGGAUCAAAAGUACGGAAACGCGUUUGCGAGUGAGUCAAGACUGGGAUGAGGAGUUGGUUACGAGGUGCAAGGAGGACGGCGUCCCGUUGUUGGUCGAGGACGUUGAAGAGCCAGACGUUCUUCUUGAAGCGCUCCUGGCGGUGCCUCUUCGAUCGAACAAUUCAGGUUUCCGGGUUUAUAUCACAACUCGCAGUUCAGUGAGUCGCGAGCUUUUGGGCUGCAUCACCCUGGUCGAGUUUGCCCUUCCCGCUGAGGGGCUUGAGGAGCAACUGCUCGGUCUUGUGAUGGCCGCCGAGCAACCCGCCCUUCGACUCGCUCGCCAGCAGGUCGUCCGAGAGGGUGCGGCCAACAAAGCAGCUCUUCAGGCCACCGAGGAGCGAAUCCUGAGCACCCUUUCGGCCAGCCAGGGCAAUCUGCUGGAGGACGAAGCCGCCGUAGACGUGCUGGACACCUCGAGGGCAGUGUCUUUGGAGCUGGCGCAGCGCCAGCAGGAGGCGCAGAAGACGCUCGGCCAAAUCACCGAUUUCAAAGCCAAGCACCGCGCCCUGGCAAGGGACUCGGCCGCCGCUUACGCUACCCUGAACUGGCUGCCCACCCUGGGCAGCACCUACCACUUUUCUCACGCCUGGUUUUUGCAGCUUUUUAGCUCUUCAGUCAGAAAUAGUUGCAAAAUGGGACUUGGAGAUGAGCUGACGUCGGAGUUUUUAAAGACGCUGUGUGAGCAAGUGUGUGCCGCCCUAUUCCGAAGGCACCAUCUGGCAUUUUUAUUGCGCCUCUCACUGGAUUUGCUCAGGGCAAGAAAGGAAAUUACUCUGGAGGAUAUUGCAUUUUUGUAUGACGGUGGGAUUCAAAAAGACGAGAGCAAACUUUUAGCGAUUCCCCGCUAUUCAGAAAUAAAAGAAAAAUGGAGUGAAUGGAAAUUUUUUGAAGAGGAACAAGGCAAAAAGAAUAAACUUUUAAAAGAAACAUGGGGAGAAAUUUCUUGUUACGAUCGACUGGUUUUGAGCUCAAUUUUCUUUCCCAAACUUCAACCCCAAACGGCAGAAGAACUGGUAAAACAAACCUUGCAAUUCGACUGUCGCUUCAAAGCGGGCAGUUUGGAGUCUGCAUUUGAAAACUCAUCGUCGCAAACACCGAUUUUUUGCGCCUUGGGGCCAGCAGUUGACAUUUCGCGCGCUCUUAUUGCAUUUUCAAGGAAGGAAAUCACCGAAGUUGCCAUAAUUAGUAUGGCAUCUGGGCAAACAGGCCACGCUGAGGCGGCCAUCGCAAAUGCAAUGGCCACUGGAAAUUGGGUUUGUCUGAGCAACUGUCACUUGACCGACAAGUGGCUCAGAAAAUUGGAAAGGAUGACAUUUGAAAAGGCCUCGCCUAACUUCCGAUUGUGGCUGACCUGCUGCCCAGAGGCUAAGCUGCCGAUCGGACUUGUCCAAAGUUCAGUCAAGGCUGCGUUGGAAGAGCCGUUGACCCUACGAGAGGCAAUGAAAGAGGCUCUUCAAAGGCAAGAAACCCUCAUGGAAAGUUGCAACGGACGAGAGGCGCCGUAUUGCCGUCUGGUCUUUGGCUUGUCAUUCUUCUUCGCCCUUCUCCAGGGUCGAACUUUGACCAAAGCGAUCACUUUGGGUGAAGCAGAUCUCAAUCUCGCUUCAAAGCACCUUUGGGAACUUUGCUGGAAUACAAGACGAGUUCCGAUGAAAGCUGCCAUUCCCCUAGUUGGCGAUUGUGGACUCCUCGGUCACAUUUCCGAUCCUUGGGACCUCAGAGUGGCUGCGACUUUGUUAAAAGAAUGCAUCAACGAAUCUCUCCUGACUGCCACGGCUAACUAUGAACUGACCAAAGUUGGCCAUUCCAGUCUUUUCCCACCUCAGAUACCAACCAUUGAAGCUUGUCUUGACCGGGUGUCUAGAAUGCCCUGGGUGGCACCAAUUGAUUGGCUUGGCGUUACCAGAUCCACCAACCAUGAACUCUUUGGGCCCAAAAUCCAGACAGGGGCAACGUUGGAGGAGAUUUUUCACUUGGAGUCUUUCAGUCAUAAAUUAGAGGAAAUGGAAAGUUCACUUCCAAGCCUGGAGGUUUCAAAAGAACAAGGUGAGGUCAACACAGUCGCUCAGGCACUGAAAUGGGAGGAAGUGAAGACUUUGGUCAGACUGGAAGAAGCUCGGAAGUGUUUGAAAAUAAUGAAGCAGGCGAUGACCGACGGUUUUGUGCCCAACAACAUGAUAGAGGAUGUCAAUCUCGUUGCCAGAGGUGCUGCUCCUAAGUCAUGGAUGCCGGCGCCUGAGGUGGAUGCGACACUUGGAGAUUUCGAGAACGUCAAUGCAAACCUACCCACAUUAGUCUGGCCUCAAAACAAACAUGUGUGGAUGCCCGGAAUGGAGCGACCUGAGGCCUUAUUUGCAUCAGUGAUGCAGCUGGAAUGUCGAUCUAGAGGAGUCUCACUCUCGGACGUGUCACUCGAGUUGCGAAUCGACCCUGGUAAAAGUCCUUGUGUGGUCACUGCAAGAGGCUUUUGGCUGGACGGCGCCGACUAUGACAUUGAAAGAGCAUGUUUGGUGGAGCAAGUUGGAGGACCAAAAGAACUCCCCGCCGUUUCGAUUUGCGCGACGACAAAUUUGCAAGUGGAAGGAAAAUUUCAGUGCCCCAUUUACAGCGACGAGGAAAAGCGGCACAGCAUCGGCUCGAUUUGGCUGUCAGGUGGAGACGCGAAGAUUUGGACCAAACGAGGAGUUGUAAUUUUCUUAAAAAGAAGAACCUGAUUUUGUAAUUUUAUCAAUUAUAAGCAAUUAAAUGAAUAAUCAAUUACA